CUCAUAAAGAGAGGUCUUCGAUGGUACCAGCACCCCGUCAGUAUCCAUUCCAAGACCAUGAACAUUACCCCUUCUCUCCCUAGUUUCUUGUUUCUCCUAGUGGAUGACAUUGGUUGGGCCGACUUUAGCUACAACAAUGGCACUGCAUUGACUCCAAACAUCGACGCCUGGGCCAAGGACAAGAAUUCUUUGAUUUUGCAGGAUUUUCAUAGUGGAGGAACAGUGUGCAGUCCAACAAGAGCAACCAUCUUGACUGGUCGCAAUCAUUUUCGGGAUUGUGUGGACUAUGUCUAUGGCUGUGAUGACAUGUCAAUAUGUGUUCCAGACUUUGAGUUUGCACCGUCUCGCACAUUUACCGUGGGUGAUGCAGUCAGGACAGCUCAUCCAGAGGAGUAUGGUGACUAUGGGGGUGCCUAUUUUGCAGGCAAGUGGCACCUUGGCAGCUUCUUCAAUGACUCUGAAGCCUAUGGCGGAAAGACCAGUUCUCCCCUUGUCCAUGGGUUUACAAAGAUGAAUGCCACAGUUGAAGUAGCUCCCACUGCAACAACCAACUGUCAAUGCAAACCAGAAUGGCGGAAGGAUUGUCAAUUUGGCCACUACGAUGGGCCAAAUCAUUGCUCCCCUGAUGGUCGAUGUUGUUUCAACUACUGGUGGGAUGAUCCCCUUUCAGCCCACGGUGUGACAAAUCUUACGUGGCCUACCCCUCCCGAUGAUUCCUUGUAUCUAGUGGACGCGUUUUCCCGAUACAUGGCAGAGAGAGCGCAGCAGAAGAAACCAUUCUUGGCCCAAAUCAGUUUUCACAACUGUCACAUACCCUUUAUUGCAUCCAAAACAGCCAAAGUACGUUGUGCCAAAGGAGAAACCUGCCGUCCACCUGAUCCAGGCUCGCCUCCCUACACGGAAAAAGAACUAGACUACUAUGGCUGUAUGACAGAGCUGGACAAUGCUUUUGGCCAGGUUAUAGAGGCACUCAAGAAGCAUGGAUACUAUGACAAUACCAUGAUUUGGUUUGCAUCCGAUAAUGGCCCUGAGCAGAACUGCCCACCGGAUGGGAUCUGCAAAAAAGCAUCCAUUUCCCCGCAAAGGCCGGUAGAAGGGCCAGGAUCUGCAGGACCCCUGCGGGGCAGGAAGCGAGAUAUCUAUGAAGGAGGCCAUCGGGUUGCAGGCAUAGUCUCAUUUCCACCUCUUAUUCAAGGUCGGGGAGGCAUGCAAGUUUGGGAAACUGUGGUAACAUUUGAUUUCCUUCCUACCGUUAUGGAAUUGCUGAAUCAAACUCGCCCUCCUUCUCAACAAUCCUGGGCUCUUGAUGGUCGCAGCAUUGUGGCUUUACUGAAAGAGCCCAACAAUUUUCAAUGGAACAAUACCAAGGAAGGCCCUCGUAGCUUUGGCAUUGGGUACUAUGAUCCCAAGCAAAUCAUAUCCAAUGGUUGGGGCUACCGGUGGGGGAAAUGGAAGUAUGUGCAAGGCAGUGUCAGCUGCAACAAGAAAUAUUGCCGAAAACCACAGUUAUUUGAUUUGGAGACAGACCUGGGAGAACGACAUGACUUGGCAGAGGCAAACCCGGAUGUAUUGCGUCUUUUGCAGCAAAAGUUUCGGGAAUGGCAUGCUUCCAUAAUGAAAUCAAGGCAGGAAGAGUCCAAGUGUCAGAAAGCCAAUUUGCCACUGCCAUUGCCAACCUUCAUGUCAGAAGAAUAAUCAAUAGGUCUAAAUCUGCUAGCUAGUUACGUGGCUCGG
Molecule: messenger RNA, 1734 nt
Organism: Seminavis robusta
Lineage: Eukaryota; Bacillariophyta; Bacillariophyceae; Naviculales; Naviculaceae
Source: the annotation of a GenBank genome assembly